Molecule: messenger RNA, 1437 nt
Organism: Schistocerca piceifrons (Central American locust)
Lineage: Eukaryota; Metazoa; Arthropoda; Insecta; Orthoptera; Acrididae
Product: RNA-binding protein 33-like
Exons: 2
Coding region: 24-1313 (429 amino acids)
Source: RefSeq, a predicted model, not a curated record
AUCCUAGACUGCAGGCGGCCAACAUGCCGGCCUACUGGAAGGAAGUCUUCGCCAUCAUCACGGCAGCCAUACCACAUCGGCUGGCAGGCAGAGUUUCGUCUCCAGAUGGAUCAGCAGACGACCAGCCACGAGAGCAACAGCCACCUACCGGACUUUCAUCUGCUGGUCUGUCGCCAUCAUCAUUUCACCAUCGGCCUAGGAGGUCAUUAGAUGACAGGCCCAGAGCACCUGUCUGCAAAUGUAAGGACAGUGAAUAUUCAGUACAGAGCCAGGUAUUGGUCAACGUGCAAGGGUCUAAUAAUUACCAGGUACCGCCGCCCAGUCAAGUCACGGUUGACAACAGCCCUGUGGAAGUGACUCAGCUGCCACCCAAUUGGCCAUUUCAUCCAGGCGCACCACCACCACGAAGAUAUGUGUGGACAGAAAAUAUUUGGGAAGAGGUCAUUUAUGAAAACGGUAAAUGGGAUGUAAUUACCCCUAGACGACCACUAAACCCACCCUCACACACCCAGGAAAGUCCCCAGCCACUGUAUAUCUUGGUUGAUGACGUAUGGAUACUCAUAACUACAGUUGAUAUACUAUGGGAUGACGAAGUGAAUUCGUUCCAUCCCCCUCAAAAAUUACUCCAUUAUCAACCAAAUUCGUCACCUACAUAUGUAUGGAUAGAAAAUAAAUGGGUUCAAAUUGUUAACAUAAAUAAUCAAUGGAUUGCGACUGCACCAGCCCAGGGUAAUAAUAUACCACCAGGUUCUCAAAAUAAGAAACAGAUUGUAUUGGUCUGGGACACUAAGAAUUGGGUCUUGUUUAAAUUAUCUGAUCUCUUUCCAGCUACCAACGGACCUCCUGAAUAUCAAAGUCAUCAUCCCCAGAAACCAGGAGAUCCACAUUCUGGAAACAAGCACCCUACUCAACGGUUAAAUAAUCAACAGCACAUAUCACCUUAUAAGAAAGAAGAAGAAAAGACAGGGAAACAUCCUGAAAAACUAACAAAUGCGAAUUCUGGAAGUAGCAUCCCACCUCCCUUAGGCCUGUAUAAUGUGCAACCUGUAUCUAAACCGUUAAGACCGCUAAAACAACCACCGCCACCAUCAACACCACCACCAUCACCAAAACCGAAAGGAAAACCGAGACCACCAAAACCACCACCAGCCAAACCAAAACCCCAACCACAAUCGCAAAAGCCAAAACGAAAACCGAAACCACCAAAACCACCACCAACCAAACCAAAACCACCACCACCAAAACCACCACCAAAAAAAAAGAAAAUGUGCUUUUUCAAAAAGCUACUGGGACUGGGACUGGGGCUUGGAUAAGCCAUACACACACGCGUGCACACACACACACACACACACACACACACACACACACACACACACACAUACACACACAUAUAUAUAUAGUCUCAGCUAUUUCCUUGUACUGUCUGUUUCUAUGGAA